Messenger RNA from Oppiella nova, 1676 nucleotides. The record is from the annotation of a GenBank genome assembly. NCBI's taxonomy places the organism in Eukaryota, Metazoa, Arthropoda, Arachnida, Sarcoptiformes, Oppiidae.
GAUUGCAAUGCACUUCUCAGUCACAGACUCACAGUUCAAGUCAUGACUCAAUGAGUGAAUAAUCGAUGCUUUGAUUGUUGUUUGACUCGUGAGUGGAUGACUGAGUGGUGACUGAUUAGCCAUCACUUGAAUGCAAUCCAUCGGCCAUUCAUUGACUCAACGCAUUGUCUCACUGUUUGACCACUUAUUUCAACACAUCUAUCACCACAUGGAGACCAACACUUGCAAUACGUCUAGUGUAUUGUCCGAAGAGAACGGGUCCACAGAAGUGACGCAAAGACAGAGCAAUAGAGGACCCAAACGACGACAUAAUGGCGUCACAAGUGUUGGUCGCAAACGACGCAACACUUCACCCAAUAAUGAGUGCAACCAUUCAUUAGCAGACAAUACGACAAACAGUGGCAGUAAUGACAGCAGCAAUGAGUCGACACUCUCGAUGCCAGUCUUGGAUGUGGGCUCUCAUGUGACCAUUGGUUCACUCAAUGAAAGCAACGAACAAACGGAUCAAUUGAAUGAUACAAAUGAGAGUCAAACGAGUGGUGAUAUGAUUAUAGCCAAUGAAAGCAAUGUUUGCAUUGAUUUGACUGAAGAGGACUCAGUGGUGGACGAGAAUAACGUUGACUCGGAUUCAGAGGUCCAAUGCAUUAGUUCUGUGAUCAGAGAUCAGGAUUUGUGUAUAAUUCGCGACAAUAGGCGCCAAAACCGUCGCAAUCAUCGGACGGAUAGCUCGCGAUCUCCGGUUAAACCGAAGCAACCAAACGAUGAUAUCAUUGAAAUCAAAGACUCGCAACCCAUACAAAGUCCAACUCAGACUCAGACUCAGACCAGCUCUCCGUCAUUGAGUCCAUCGAAGAGAAGCGUCCGAAAGAGUAUUAAAUGUCCCGUUUGUCUGGACGAGAGCACUGUUUUUGAAGUGUCGGGACGACAGUUAGUAUCAACGGUUUGCGGUCAUCUAUUUUGUGAUCGUUGUAUAUCAGAAGUGAUUCGGACGUCCAAAGCGUGUCCCAGUUGCAAUGAAUUACCGGUUAAAUCAAAUCGUUUUGAAAUGAAGUCGGAAUGUAUGCGAGAACUGAAUUAUCAAAUCAAUUCAGAAUUGUAUGCGAGUCUCGUUUACAUGAAUAUGGGUGCCUAUUUUGAUGGCAAUAAAGUGGCGCGAAAGGGGUUCUCAAAGUUCUUCUCGGAUCAGUCCCGGGAGGAAAAGGAGCAUGCUCAUAAACUCAUUGACUACCUUAACAAGAGAGGUGCUAAUGUUAACAUUCUCGAUGUCAAGAUGCCGGUCAAGAAUACAUGGAAUGGUCCCAAACAGGCCCUCGAAGAUGCCAUUCAAUUGGAGAAUGAAAUCAAUGAUUAUAUCCAUAAAAUACACGGAAUCGCUGAACACACAUGCCUUGACCCACACUUAAUGGAUUUCCUUGAGAGCGAGUAUUUGGAGGAACAAAUGACUUCAAUAAACCAAUUGACAAGACUUCACACAAUACUGAGCCAAAUGCAAAGCGGUGUCGGAGAGUAUCUGUUGGACAGACAACUUCUUGAGGGCAAAGUGGAGCCAAAAGAUCUUUAAAUAUUUCAAAUACUCAAUAAUUUGAAACUCAUUUUCAUUGAAAUUCUGAAUCAAAUGUGUUGACAAAUAUGUAACAAAAUAUUUUUAUUAAACUUAUAUAAAUUUAUAACAAUCU